UAUAUAUUCAUGAAAGAUUCAACUGGAAUAGGCUUAUAUUUAAACCUAUUAAACACAGAAAUAUAGCAUAACAUACGUUAUAUAGAAAACACACGUAUAAUAUACAAUAUCCAAACAUUUACUUAUGUAAAGAUAUAUGUAUGUGUGCGUGUGUGUAUGUAGGUAUGUAUGUUGGUGAGAUUCAACAGAAAUAGGCUUAUAUAUAAGCCUAUUAGGCAUAGAAAUAUAGCCACAAUAUACGUCAUACAUACAUUAAACGCAUUACAUAUGUAUGUAAAAUUAAAUAAUAUAUAUUUAUUUAUCUAUAAUUGAAAUAUAAAGGAAGGCUAAAAAGUGAAUCGGACUUCCUACCGUCCAAAAGGUUUUGUUGAGGCCUUUUUUCCCCCACAAUCAUUUUCUAUUGAUAUUGACUUUGUAUCAAACGAAAUCAUGUCAGCCAAUGGAAACCCCGGAUUACCGGGCUCAAUUGAUUUUCUACCAGAGGGCUGUAAUGUCACUGAAGAUGACAUCCUGAUAAAAAGCUCCGUACAAGGACUGUACGAAUUCAGCGAACGCUACGCCGAGAUACACGGAUAUGUGAGCGCCAUAGUAUGUACAUUCGGUUUCAUGGCGAAUUUGGCAAACAUUGUGUGCCUAACUCGGCGAAAUAUGAUCUCACCGACCAAUUUAAUCUUGACGUGGCUUGCCGUAGCUGACAUGUUGACGAUGAUGUCUUAUUUCCCAUUUGCCCUUCAUUACUACAUUCUCCGUGACAGAGACAUUCCACGCUUGCACACACGUAGCUACGGCUGGAUUGUGCUCUUAUUGUUCCAUGCCAAUUUUACCAUUGUAACACACACCAUUGCCAUUGGACUUACUAUAGCAUUGGCAAUAUUUCGAUAUAUAUACAUUUGUUUUCCCGUCAGGGGCAGUGAACUUUGCAGCAUAAAACGUUCCAAGCAGACCAUUUUAAUUGUACACCUGAGCACAAUAGUCGUUUGUAUUCCAAACUAUAUUUUAAAUACCAUCGAAGAAUCUCCUCCAACCGGCCAAUUUUACAGAUAUGUUCCCACAAGAAGUAACCUCUCUGAACUAAGCAACGUCAGUUCGAUUCCCAGCCAGGAAUACAGCUACAAGAUAGGUACGAGCAGCUAUAUGUUCUCACACAUCAUUCAAACUAUAAACAAUUGGGUGCAGGCCAUUCUCAUCAAGCUGGUGCCGUGCGUCACUCUUACCAUUCUUACCAUCAUGCUCAUUGUGGUGAUGCAUAAAGCCUACAAAAAGAGAAUGAAGCUGAAGUCUCAAGGACGCAAAGAUGAAUCGGACCGCCAUGGAGAACACAAUCGAACCACUGGAAUGCUAUUGGCGGUUGUAAUGCUGUUUCUAUUGACUGAACUACCGCAAGGAAUAUUAACACUUCUAAGUAGCUUCAUCGACAACUUUUUUCCCUGCGUCUACAUGCCUCUUGGAGACGUCCUUGAUAUCAUGGCACUCUGUAAUAAUGCUAUUAAUUUUGUACUCUACUGUACUAUGAGUCGCCUGUUCCGCGAGACAUUCGUGGCGACGUUCUUCAACUGCUGUCCGCAAAGACCAGGUUGGUUGAAGUUGAAGCUCAUUACGGCCACUCAGUCUAGUAAUACAGCCACAACAGUAAAUAACCAUAGCAACAACACAAAGACGACCAACGUGUAAAAUUUUCAUUUUAAAAAGUACACAAAAUAUGGGAAAAUGAAUGAAAUAAAAUAAAGUACUAUAGAAGUAAUGUGGAAACAAUGUGAAAACUGUACAAUCUGGAAAAUAAUAAAUGGAGAUGGAGAAAGAAAAGAAAUAUGCCUAUUUGGCUUAAUGUGACUACACCGUGACGAGGGAAAUCCACCCUCUGACUAUCACACAUCAUAUAUAGAGAGACAAUUGAGAGAUAUGCCACUGAGAUAUAUCAUACAUAUUUCAAAUAUCAGAAAAUAAUACUAACUUCAGCAUAUUCUGACUACAAUAUUUAUCGAAAGAAGAUCAUUACGAUUAAUUACCCCUAGUAACCCAGCCACCACAGUGAAUAACCAUAGAAAGGUGACCAACGUUAAAUUUCUAAGUUCUAAGAAGAAAAAAGUUUAACAAUGAAUAAAAUACAAAAAAAACAAAUCUUUUAAAAUGACAAUUUUGAAAAUGAUAAUUUUGAAAAUGAUAAUUUGGGAAGCGAAAACAAAAAGAGGAAUAAGAA
This is a messenger RNA of Octopus sinensis (East Asian common octopus), 2197 nucleotides long. Its product is annotated as sex peptide receptor-like. Bases 430 to 1671 code for a protein of 413 amino acids. Gene Ontology annotation, cellular component: membrane. The transcript has a single exon. Gene Ontology annotation, molecular function: G protein-coupled peptide receptor activity. Gene Ontology annotation, biological process: G protein-coupled receptor signaling pathway. NCBI's taxonomy places the organism in Eukaryota, Metazoa, Mollusca, Cephalopoda, Octopoda, Octopodidae. The record is from RefSeq and is a predicted model, not a curated record.